AUGUCGGAGCCUAUGGAUGUGGAUCUAGAGGUCCCUAGAGGCACCAAACGGAAAGCCGACGACGACCUCUCCAUAGUCACAGCACCAAGAAGGAUCAAAGCCCUUGAUCCCGAUGUUGUGAAUAAGAUUGCCGCUGGUGAGAUUAUUGUGGCACCUGUGCAUGCUCUGAAAGAGCUCAUAGAGAAUGCCGUUGAUGCGGGGUCCACCCUUCUCGAGAUCGUUGUUAAAGAAGGUGGUUUGAAGCUGUUGCAGAUCACUGACAACGGACACGGGAUAAAUAAAGAGGAUCUUCCCAUCCUGUGCGAACGAUUUACAACUUCGAAGCUCAAAGCUUUCGAAGAUUUGACAUCAAUUGGCACCUACGGAUUUCGGGGUGAAGCUUUGGCUAGUAUCAGUCAUAUAGCACAUCUCAGUGUUACUACUAGGACGAAGGAUUCCAACUGUGCUUACAGAGCGCAUUAUGACAGUGGACGGCUUGCACCAGCGAAGCCGGGCCAAAGUGCGGAUCCGAAGCCCAUAGCAGGCCGUCAAGGAACCCAAAUAACAGUUGAAGACCUCUUCUACAAUGUUCCUACCCGUCGCCGUGCCUUCAGGUCAGCAUCGGAAGAGUACAACAAGAUCCUCGAUGUAGUUGGAAGGUAUGCAGUCCACUGCGACGGGGUAGCAUUCAGCUGCAAGAAGCAUGGAGAGGCUAGCGCAACGAUAUCAACGCAGUCAACUUCUUCAACCGUCGAUCGUAUUCGUCAGAUUCAUGGCAGCUCAGUCGCAAACGAACUAAUAGAAUUCGAAUCUGCUGACGAGCGAUGGGGGUUCAAGGCCCAUGGAUGGACAACCAAUGCUAAUUAUCAUGUGAAGAAGACGACGCUUCUUCUGUUCAUCAACAGUCGCUCCGUUGAGUCUUCCAAUAUCCGCAAAGCGAUUGAGCAGACCUAUUCCACAUUUCUGCCCAAGGGAGGUCAUCCUUUUACAUACCUCAGCCUUGAAAUAGACCCUCAACGAGUCGACGUCAACGUUCACCCAACUAAACGAGAGGUCAACUUUCUGAAUGAAGAUGAAAUUAUCGAGACGGUCUGCAAUGACAUCCGCACGAAGCUUGCAAAUGUUGAUACGAGCCGAACCUUCAUGACGCAAACCCUACUCCCAGGAGCACGAGGACCAACGACGACAGCCAGUCCAGAUGCGGCCAGUGGCUCCAAGAGCCGUGCCCCAGCUGUCUCGACACCGAAGUCGAAGCCCUAUGAAAACAAUUUGGUACGUACCGAUGCAAAACUCCGAACCAUAACGAGCAUGCUUCUGCCCGGGGCUGGAAGCAAUAACGAGCAGCCCACCGAACCCCGGCCAGAAGACGUGGAAUACGAAGACUCGGACCGGGAACUCGUUCCCUGCCGCCUGCUUACUAUCAAAGAGUUACGUGCUGAAGUCCGUGAUGCGAUGCACAACGAGCUCACCGAGAUUUUCGCGGGUCAUACCUUUGUUGGGAUUGUAGACGAGCGGCGACGACUUGCCGCAAUCCAAGGAGGGGUAAAGCUUUUCCUCGUCGAUUAUGGCAUGGUCAGCAAUGAGUACUUCUACCAAGUAGGCCUCACUCAUUUUGGAAACUUCGGAGCAAUCCGCUUUGACCCUCCUCUAAAUCUCAAAGAACUCCUUGCCCUGGCCGCCGAGCAAGAGAAAGCGACAAACCCGCCAGCUACAGAGGAAGACGAUUUCAGCAUCGAAGAAGUUGUCGAGCUAGUCUCGACGCAGCUAAUCGAGCGGCGAGAAAUGCUGCUUGAAUACUUCUCCCUGGAAAUUUCCGAAGAGGGGGAUCUUAUCAGUAUCCCGCUCCUCUUGAAGGGCUAUACACCCAGUCUUGCUAAACUCCCGCGCUUUCUGCUCAGGUUGGGACCCCACGUAAACUGGACGGAGGAGAAAGAAUGCUUUGCGACUUUUUUGAGGGAGCUGGCUUCCUUUUACGUACCUGAACAACUCCCGCCUACACCGGGUCCUGAGGAUUCAGAGGAGGGCUUGGAUGAAGAGAUCAAGAGCCGAAGAGACAAAAUAAGACGGGUUGUGGAGCAUGUUAUGUUCCCAGCGUUUAGAGCAAGGCUGAUUGCAACGAAAUCAUUGGUAAAUCGUGGGGUAUUGGAGGUUGCGAAUCUGAAGGGUCUAUAUCGGGUGUUUGAGAGGUGUUAG
This is a messenger RNA of Amorphotheca resinae ATCC 22711, 2172 nucleotides long. RefSeq lists its product as hypothetical. Lineage: Eukaryota; Fungi; Ascomycota; Leotiomycetes; Helotiales; Amorphothecaceae. The record is from RefSeq and is a predicted model, not a curated record. The coding region runs from base 1 to 2172 and encodes 723 amino acids. Gene Ontology annotation, molecular function: mismatched DNA binding; ATP hydrolysis activity; ATP-dependent DNA damage sensor activity. Gene Ontology annotation, cellular component: MutLalpha complex. The transcript is spliced from 3 exons. Gene Ontology annotation, biological process: mismatch repair.